AUUCGAUAUAAUAAUAAGGAAACUGGCUCUGGCUUUUCCCGGUUUUCGAAUUCUGUAGAUUUUGAAAUUUCAAACGCACAACCCUAAAACGCAUAAGAGAGCUGGAGAAAUCCCAAAUUUCCCCCCUUUUUAACCGAAAUAAACCAGAGCUUCACUCGGGAUUCUAGGGCAUAUUCAUUCUUCUCUAAGGAGUCAUUUUUCCCUAUUCUUUUUCCCCUUUUUGCACAAUUGAGGGUUUAUCUAUCGGUUAGGUUUGGAUUGGUGAUUUUACUGAAAAUGGUGAAGAAAGAGAAGCAUCAAGCAAGCACCAGUAAGGAGCCGUCAUCCAAAGCUACUCAUACUGAUACUCAAGGAAAUCAAAGCACUACAGAGAGACGUGUUUUAAGGUCUCGUUAUCUGGCCGUUAAGAAUCUGAUUAAUGAUGAAAGGGAUGAAAUAACUUGUUUGGAUUCAGAUAAAUUCAAAACAAUCAUCAGUGAAGUUGAAUCCUUGCAUCGACAUGUUGAGAAGCCAAGAGAGCAAGUUGCGGACGCGGAGGCUCUUUUGGACAUCGCAAACACAUUGUUGUUGUCUGUUAAAUCACAGAAUAGUGAGGGUGUAACACCAUCAGAUUUCAUUACCAAGGUGAUAAAAAAGUUUGGAAAGAAAACUUUAGUGAAGGGUGCCAGCGAUUAUGACUCACUGUCAUGGGUGGAGUUUGGACAUGCCGUCUCUCAUAUUUUCAGAGCUGCACCAAGUGCAUGCACCAUGCUUGGGCCAAUGGAUAUUGAACUGAAGCCACGGCGGACAGUGGUUCAGAGGAAGCGUGUAAGACCAACUGAGAGAACUCGACCUGAGGAGUUAGAGGAAGACCCUCAAGGGGAACUGAAAUCAGAUACAGAUAGAAACAUGGUGACCAUGUUUGAUAUUCUGAGGAAGCGAAAGCGUAUUAGACUUGAAAACCUAAUUCUUAAUAGAGCUUCAUUUGCUCAAACAGUGGAGAAUAUAUUUGCUCUCUCCUUUCUAGUUAAAGAUGGACGGGCUGCAAUUUCUAUAGGUGAUGAAGGAUACCAUUUUGUUGCACCACGGAAUGCUCCUGCUGCAAAUGAUGUCGCUACUGGAGAGGUUUCUUAUAACCAUUUUGUAUUCAGAUUUGAUUUCAAGGACUGGAAGAUGAUGAUUGACACUGUUCCUAGUGGGGAGGAGGCAAUGCCUUACCGAAAUGCAGCCAUUCAUUCUGGAAAUACUCAGGUCGAUCCGACUGUUCACUUUGGCAACUCUCAGGGGAAUCCUGCUGUUGCUUCCAUCGACUCUCAAGCUGCUCCAACAACUCCAAUAAGGAAGCUUUCAAGGAAUCGUGGAUUGGUUAUCAAUGAUUCAAAUAUUGAUAGUACACCGGAAAGUGAUGAUUUUGCCGGAAAACAUCAUAAGAGGAAGAGUAGGCGUCACCUUUAGAGUGUAAUUUGUAUAAUUUUAUUUAGCAGCUGUGCCGAAGCUCUGUAUCGGCCUUGAAAUAUUUUAUGCAGUUGGAGCUGGGAAAUAUUGUUAUAGAUCUGUAACUUUCUAAUGUUAUUUUUCACAAAGUUAAAAUCUUUUGAGUAGAUGGUUUUGCAAAUUAUGUUUAGAAAUGCUUGU
This is a messenger RNA of Amborella trichopoda, 1614 nucleotides long. Its product is annotated as Nse4, component of Smc5/6 DNA repair complex. The record is from RefSeq and is a predicted model, not a curated record. Gene Ontology annotation, biological process: DNA repair. NCBI's taxonomy places the organism in Eukaryota, Viridiplantae, Streptophyta, Magnoliopsida, Amborellales, Amborellaceae. Gene Ontology annotation, cellular component: Smc5-Smc6 complex; nucleus.